AGGCUUGGCCGGCUGCUCAACUUUCUCUUCUACCUCUCCCUGGUGGCGGCGGCCGCCUUCUCCGGCUGGUAUGUCCAUCACGUCCUGGAAGAGGUCCAGCAGGUCCGGCGUGGCCACCAGGACUUCUCCCGUCAGAGGGAUGAGCUGGGCCAGGGCUUGCAGGGCGUCGAGCAGAAGGUACAGUCUCUGCAAGCCGCAGUCGGGACCUUCGAGUCCAUCCUGAGAAGUUCCCAGCAUAAACAGGAUCUCACAGAGAAAGCCGUGAAGGAAGGGGAGAGUGAGAUCAACCGUAUUAGUGAAGUUCUACAGAAGCUGCAGAAUGAGAUUCUCAAAGACCUGUCGGACGGGAUCCACGUGGUGAAGGAUGCCCGAGAGCGGGACUUCACGUCCCUGGAGAACACGGUCGAGGAGCGUCUGACGGAGCUCACCAAGUCCAUCAAUGACAACAUCGCCAUCUUCACCGACGUACAGAAAAGGAGCCAGAAGGAGAUAAAUGAGGUCAAGAUGAAGGUUGCCUCCUUGGAAGAAUCCAAGGGGGACCGCAGUCAGGACGUGAAAGUCCUGAAGGAAGCCGUGAAGGAGGUGCAGGCCUCCAUGAAGUCUCGAGAGAGGGACAUCGAGGCCCUCAAGAGUUCCCUUCAGACCAUGGAGUCCGAUGUCUACACAGAGGUCCGGGAGCUAGUGAGCCUGAAGCAGGAGCAGCAGGCAUUCAAGCAGGCGGCCGACUCAGAGCGCCUGGCUCUGCAGGCCCUCACGGAGAAGCUUCUGCAGUCCGAAGAGUCCUCCUCUCGUCUCCCAGAGGACAUCAGGAGACUGGAGGAAGAGCUGCAGCAGCUGAAGGUGGGAGCCCACGGGUCAGAGGAGGCCGUGGUCUUCAGAGACUCGAAAGCCUUCGACGAACUCCAGAAGCAGAUGGAGGGCCUAGGCGCCAGGCUCCAGUAUGUAGAGGACGGGGUCUACUCGAUGCAGGUGGCUUCUGCGAGCCACACUGAGAGCCUGGAGUCGCUCCUGUCCAAGAGCCAGGAGUACGAGCAACGCCUGGCCAUGCUGCAGGAGCACGUAGAAAGCCUGGGGCCUAUCUCUGACCUGGCCAGCACGGUGAGGAGCCUGGAGGAGACCCAGCUGGCGCUCUCCAGCGACUUGAAGGGGCUGAAGCAAGGCUUGGGUGAGCUGCCAGGGACUGUGGAGUCGCUGCAGGAGCAAGUGCAUUUGCUGCUCAGCCAGGACCCAGCCCAGGCCGCGGGCUUGCCUCCUCAGGACUUCCUGGAUAGACUCUCCUCUCUAGACAACCUGAAAUCCUCAGUAAGCCAAGUGGAAUCAGACUUGAAAAUGCUCAGGACGGCUGUGGACAGUUUGGUUGCCUACUCUGUUAAAAUCGAAACGAACGAGAAUAGCUUAGAGUCCGCCAAGGGCCUGCUGGACGACCUUCGGAAUGAUCUGGAUAGGUUGUUCGUGAAAGUCGAGAAGAUCCAUGAAAAGAUCUGAACGAACCGGGUGUGUGGGCCCACUUUCUUACGACCAAAAAAACAAAACAAAACAAAAAAAACCCAUUGUUUCCUCCCAGGUGCCCUCCCCGCCACCUUCUCGGCCCUGCCCCACCCCAUGGAGAGCAGCAGACACCAGCUGAAGGUGUUCCGGCUCUGGUUAAUUUGUGUGCAGAUAUUACCACAUGCCUUUGGUUUCUUAAGUCCUGUUUCUGCUUUUGGUUAGGCUUCCUGAAGGCCCAGCCCUGUGCAGAAAAGGAUGGGUCUCCUGCUAGGAAGAUGAUGGCUGUGGCUUUAACUGGGGAUUAUCAGGAAGCAGAUUAACCUUAAAAAAAAAAAAUCCUGUCAGGCUGACAGAUUUAUAGUAAAAUAGAAAAAAACAACAAAGAACAGGUGGGGGGCACGUUUUUUUUAGUCUUUAAAGAAAAUUAAUUUUAUUGUUUUUUUUUUUAUACUCCUAGCCAGGGUUUUUAUGAGCUGGCCCUUAACUUGUCUUCCAUUUAGAACUGGUAAAAACUCGUAGAUGUCAGCUCUGAAUGGGUGAAAGAGGCCCCCCUCCCCCAACCUGCCUGAGGGUCACUUUCAGAAGCAUGGUGUCUCUGUCUCUCUCUCUCUCUCUCUCUCUAAUCUAGUCAUAAGGUAACUAUGCAAAUGUGUCACCAGGCUAGGCUGGGUCACCAAGUAAAUUUGGGACCCUAGAGGGGGAGGUUCUUCGGGUUCUGAUGUGAGAGCUGUCUUUUCCACAAAGGAUUCGGGCAUCACCCUGGGAGAUGGAGGCCAGGCCUUUUUGUUUUAUCACAGGACCUCUGGAGAGGUCUCUGCCCCUGUCUGUCAGUGAGGAUCACGUGUGCUGCAUGUGUUCUCACUGUACCCUCGCCCCUUUGAGAGGUAUUGUCUUUAAUGACUGCCUUGCCCUUCCCACCCCCCACCCCCCAAAAAAAGAAAAAAAGAAAAAAACUGAAAAGAAAAACAAAGUUUGUUAGUUUACUGUGAAAUGAACUGUAUGGCUUAUUUACAGUAUUUUUAAUUCUUAAUAAACACUUGAGCUUUGUUAUGAUCUUCAG
Messenger RNA from Rattus norvegicus (Norway rat), 2548 nucleotides. It is a transcript of the gene Ckap4, whose product is annotated as cytoskeleton-associated protein 4. NCBI's taxonomy places the organism in Eukaryota, Metazoa, Chordata, Mammalia, Rodentia, Muridae. The record is from RefSeq and is marked validated. Gene Ontology annotation, cellular component: plasma membrane; rough endoplasmic reticulum; cytoplasm.